Molecule: messenger RNA, 2206 nt
Organism: Athalia rosae (coleseed sawfly)
Lineage: Eukaryota; Metazoa; Arthropoda; Insecta; Hymenoptera; Athaliidae
Exons: 2
Coding region: 822-2120 (432 amino acids)
Source: RefSeq, a predicted model, not a curated record
UCAUCAUCAUCAUCAUCAUCAUCGCGACAAUUUAUGCGACCGUUGAACGUGACCCGACACAGCAGGCGUCUAUUUAUUUAAUUAGCGUUGUCGUGGCAACGUAUUCCGCUAUAUGUAUAUCAGCGGAAAUGACAAUAACCAAAGUUCUACGAGCGGUAGGAGCUCAGUGACGGUUCGUUCUUCGGAACAGUGUAGUCUUAACUGUAAUAUGUUAUAUUUUAUGUAAGCAUUUCCGUCAACGUGCGAAGGUAACUAAUGACCGAUUCUUCAACCGCGCAAAAAUCGAACAUAAAAAUCGGUCGUGAUUAAAAUUUAUCCGCUCGCAACCACCUCGACGAUUGUAUACCGAUUAAAUAUUUUUGGAUAAUCUCAAUUUUUUCCAAGAGUUUUUUCUGUAUCGGUUUCAUUUAUUUGUUUUUUUUCAACUUGAUUUUUUUAUCAUUUACGUAUCGGUUAUUCACAGAUACGCGUUUCGGUGUAGAUAUACCCAAUACUUAAUUUUUCCAUAUUCAAUAUCGUUCGCAGAAUAAAUGACAGUAAUAUGUAACGGAGUUUAUAUCGGAACAGAAGCCUGGUAACUGCACAGUCCCGUUUCCGCGGGUAUCAAAUGUGUCAAGCCGUUCUUGCCAGGAAGGAUUAACACCGACACCGAAGUGAAAAGCUUUUCUAUGAAAGCACAAAAUCCCGGCUGCAAGUUCCUUCGUAUUUCAGAUUAUAUUUGGAUCCGUAUACUCGGAAACAUAGCUGCAGAAAUUUCUAUCUUCGGUACAUCGGGUACGAUUAUGAGGUGAAUUUAUAAAACGGUAGGAAUAUACGCGACGAUGUUUCUGUUGAAAAAUCACCCCGGUAACAACGGAAGUCUGAGCGGUGCCCUCGUCGACUGCGACGAAUUUGGCUGGUGGUUGACGGGAUCGAAACCCAAUUCAACAAGCGCGUUAACGAACGCCGCAAACGAUGUUUCAACGGGUUCGACCGAUCGAUCGACGAUAUCGUCUUCCGACGAAGAAACUAUCGUGGAAAACGACGAGACAAUUGGAACUGACAACCGCGCCCUUGCCGAAAACCCCCCGGCCGAAUUGAAUUCAUCGAUAAAUCCGGAGGAGCUAACGGGGGUGAAAUUUUCCACCGAGAAUACGAAUGGAAACCAUUCGUCAAAGCUGGAUGAUUUUCCGAUGAGAUAUCGAAACGGAUCUGUAAAAAAUCAAGACGCCGACGAGGAGGAAAUUUGCUACGCGGAGGAACCGCCGUGCGAGACGUCGUCCCGUUCUUACACGCCCGAAAGAAUAGUGAGGACGCAAAAUUACGUGAUUCUUUCGCCGUCCCCGACGUUUUCAAUCACGCCGAAAACCGAACCAUCGACGCCGACGAGCACUCCUACGAAGAAACGAACCGACAAACGUCACAGACAACUCAAACGUCUAAUCGACCGGCAACUGGUCGGCGCUUCUCAACUCGAGGCUAUUCUUGACCCAGACGCUUUGGAUAUAAAACUUCCGAUGCAAGAGACGAGAAAUUUCAAAGAGACGACGUACAGAGAGAGGCGAACGGCGGAAAAAUUGUCGAACAAUUCUUUAGAGUCCUCGUACAGAGACCUUUUGGCGAUCGCUAAUUUCGAAAGCCCCAAAAGACUUUUGACCCCCGAUUUAAUGAGCAGUGGAUCGAGCUGCGAGAGACUUAAUUUCUUCGAUGAAGUCGUCGAAGAGGUAUUAAAAAACGAGAAGAAUUCCAAUAUGGAUUUAUGGGACGGUUCCGGAUGCGGGGAAAAUAUCCUCAGGGAAGAAGAAUCCUGGGAGCAGGAUUUUGGUUACGAAAUUGUGGACGAGGACCCGGAGACUGUGGUACGCCAUUUGAGAGGAAGAAUCGAACACCUUAGAAACACCAAUAAAGAUAUAUUCGGGGACAUUUCUUCGUUGAGAAAAAACUUUCAGUGGGCGGAGAAGAAGACUGGAAACCUGACAACGGCAACGACUAGACUGAGGAGUGAAAUUCGCGAUUUGCGAUACUUGGAUGACCUAGUAAAUCUACUGCGAGGUGAAUUGGAAAAUAUUUCUCAAAGAAAUUGGCCGUUCAAUCUCGGCCACGUAGACCAUCGUGCCGAAGAAGUUAACUUGGUGGUCUAAACCGAAUAAAAAUUUCAGUGUCUUCCGAAAAGAAAAUUUCCCAUCGCAACAGACUGGAAAUAAAAAGAUAGCAAUUACAUUGUCAA